Molecule: messenger RNA, 5583 nt
Organism: Phyllostomus discolor (pale spear-nosed bat)
Lineage: Eukaryota; Metazoa; Chordata; Mammalia; Chiroptera; Phyllostomidae
Gene: KIRREL3
Product: kirre like nephrin family adhesion molecule 3
Exons: 18
Coding region: 468-2804 (778 amino acids)
Biological process (GO): synapse assembly; cell-cell adhesion
Cellular component (GO): cell-cell junction
Molecular function (GO): cell adhesion molecule binding
Source: RefSeq, a predicted model, not a curated record
GCUCCCGGGCCUGAGAGUCUCGCUCUACCCCGUCAGGUGGAGCCAUCCCCUCCUCGCCGGGAACUGCGCGCAGGCACCUUGCAGCGCCAGGAGGUUAACCGAGCCCCUGGAGGAGCUCCAGUGAAAGGAGCCCUUCUGUCACUGGUCCCUCGCUCGCUCGCUGGCUGGCGGUGGGAGGAGCCCGGAGGAAGCUGUGCGCCCGGGAGGCCAGGAGCGGAGAUGGAUCUGCUCCGAGAGGGGACGCUGCUGAAGACCCGGGCUUCCCGAGGCGGCUAGAGAACAGCCACUUGUGCCGACUGGCUGCGGAGACCGGAGGCGCAGGAGCCGGAGGCCCCGGGGACGGCGGGACAGACAGCUGGUGGGCGACCGGGCUAGGACCGCGGCGCAGGCUGAGCCCCGCGAGCCGAGCAGGGGAAACUCACUGCGAGCCCAAGUUGCCCGCCGGCUCGCCCUCGCCGCGCCGAGGAAUGAAACCUUCCCAGCUCCACCUGCUCCUCGUCUGCUUCUUCCUCUUCAGUCAAGAGCUGGGCCUCCAGAAGAGAGGAUGCUGUCUGGUGCUGGGCUACAUGGCCAAGGACAAGUUUCGGAGAAUGAAUGAAGGUCAAGUGUACUCCUUCAGCCAGCAGCCCCAGGACCAGGCCGUGGUGUCAGGGCAGCCGGUGACACUGCUUUGUGCCAUUCCGGAAUACGAUGGCUUCGUCCUGUGGAUCAAAGACGGCUUGGCACUGGGUGUGGGCAGGGACCUCUCAAGUUACCCACAGUACCUGGUGGUGGGGAACCACCUGUCGGGAGAGCACCACCUGAAGAUCCUGCGGGCAGAGCUGCAAGAUGACGCCGUGUAUGAGUGCCAGGCCAUCCAGGCCGCCAUCCGGUCCCGGCCCGCACGCCUCACCGUCCUGGUGCCACCCGAUGACCCCGUCAUCCUGGGGGGGCCCGUGAUCAGCCUGCGGGCAGGGGACCCCCUCAACCUCACCUGCCACGCAGACAACGCCAAGCCUGCGGCUUCCAUCAUCUGGCUGCGGAAGGGAGAGGUCAUCAACGGGGCCACCUACUCCAAGACCCUGCUUCGUGAUGGCAAGCGUGAAAGCAUCGUGAGCACCCUCUUCAUCUCCCCUGGAGACGUGGAGAACGGGCAGAGCAUCGUGUGCCGGGCCACCAACAAAGCCGUCCCCGGAGGGAAGGAGACCUCGGUCACCAUCGACGUCCAGCACCCCCCGCUCGUCAACCUGUCCGUGGAGCCACAGCCCGUGCUGGAAGACAACGUCGUCACCUUCCACUGCUCUGCCAAGGCCAACCCGGCGGUCACCCAGUACAGGUGGGCCAAGCGGGGCCAGAUCAUCAAGGAGGCGUCGGGAGAAGUGUACCGGACCGCCGUGGACUACACGUACUUCUCCGAGCCCGUCUCCUGCGAGGUGACCAACGCCCUGGGCAGCACCAACAUCAGCCGCACCGUGGACGUCUACUUCGGGCCCCGGAUGACAGCGGAGCCCCAGUCCCUGCUCGUGGACCUGGGCUCGGACGCUGUCUUCAGCUGCUCUUGGACCGGAAACCCGUCCCUGACCAUCGUCUGGAUGAAGCGGGGCUCCGGCGUGGUCCUGAGCAAUGAAAAGACCCUGACCCUCAAAGCCGUCCGCCAGGAGGAUGCUGGGAAGUACGUGUGCCGAGCGGUGGUGCCUCGGGUGGGGGCCGGGGAGCGAGAGGUGACCCUGACUGUCAAUGGACCCCCCAUCAUCUCCAGCACCCAGACCCAGCACGCCCUCCAUGGCGAGAAGGGCCAGAUCAAGUGCUUCAUCCGGAGCACGCCGCCGCCCGACCGAAUAGCCUGGUCGUGGAAGGAGAACGUGCUGGAGUCGGGGACGUCGGGGCGCUACACGGUGGAGACGGUCAGCACGGAGGAGGGCGUCAUCUCCACCCUGACCAUCAGCAACAUCGUGCGGGCCGACUUCCAGACCAUCUACAACUGCACCGCCUGGAACAGCUUCGGCUCCGACACCGAGAUCAUCCGGCUCAAGGAGCAAGGUUCGGAAAUGAAGUCGGGAGCCGGGCUGGAAGCAGAGUCCGUGCCGAUGGCCGUCAUCAUCGGGGUGGCCGUGGGCGCCGGUGUGGCCUUCCUCGUCCUCAUGGCAACCAUUGUGGCCUUCUGCUGCGCCCGCUCCCAGAGAAAUCUCAAAGGCGUCGUGUCAGCCAAGAACGAUAUCCGCGUGGAGAUUGUCCACAAGGAGCCCGCCUCCGGCCGGGAGGCAGAGGACCACCCCACCAUCAAGCAGCUGAUGAUGGACCGGGGUGAAUUCCAGCAAGACUCAGUCCUCAAGCAGCUGGAGGUCCUCAAAGAAGAGGAAAAGGAGUUUCAGAACCUGAAGGACCCCACCAAUGGCUACUACAGUGUCAACACCUUCAAGGAGCACCACUCAACCCCCACCAUCUCGCUGUCCAGCUGUCAGCCGGACCUGCGCCCUGCAGGCAAGCAGCGGGUGCCCACGGGCAUGUCCUUCACCAACAUCUACAGCACCCUGAGCGGCCAGGGCCGUCUCUAUGACUACGGCCAGAGGUUCGUGCUGGGCAUGGGCAGCUCGUCCAUCGAGCUCUGUGAGCGCGAGUUCCAGAGGGGCUCCCUCAGCGACAGCAGCUCCUUCCUGGACACGCAGUGUGACAGCAGCGUCAGCAGCAGCGGCAAGCAGGACGGCUACGUGCAGUUCGACAAGGCCAGCAAGGCCUCUGCCUCCUCUUCCCACCACUCCCAGUCCUCUUCCCAGAACUCCGACCCCAGCCGACCCCUGCAGCGGCGGAUGCAGACUCACGUCUGAGGAUCCCCCACCGCCGGCAGGGAGGCGGGGGACUGGGGCCACGGCACGUCCUGGCUCUCCAGACGACAUGGGUACUUUGCAGAGGACCCCAGGACCAGCAGCCUCCAGGACAGCCCCAGAGUGCCUCUGCCACCGCCCUGCUCCGAAGCCCCGAUCAAGCACAAAUCUGGGUCCCCGUCUGCAGCUGGCCAGAGGCGCAGGGUGGGGUAGUGCCAGAGGACGCAGCUGAGUGCGCUGUGCUCCGCACUGGACACUUGGGUCCCCAGCCCUUUCCUGGAGGCCCCUCCCUUCCUGCUCUUCCCGCAGGCACUAGAGGCAGCUCUAACUUGGCUUUAAUGAAACUGCCGAUCACUCUCCAACCUCCCUGUGAGCUCUGUCCCUGGCUGCCCGUAAGCUCCACCCCCGCGCCUGUGCUCCCCUGCGACUCUAGGGAGAAGAGGUGAAGCGCUUCCCCACACUGAGCUGCCCCAGAGACCCCAGCGCCCUCUGCUGCUCAGAGCUGGAAAUGGCCCUGGACACAGGACCGUCUCUCACCACACUGGCUGGGAGCCCACCCCCAAAUUGUUUGGUGUUUUGUGUCCAUACUCUUGCAGUUCUGUCCUUGGACUGAUGCCUCUGAACUCUGGGGCGGGACUGGCCCAGUCAGUGACUGGGGUCUUGGGAGGGGGAGGGAGGGGAGGAGGGAAAGUGCAAACGUUCGGGGGAACAUCUGACCUGACACGCCCCGCCCCCUAGCCAGGCUGUGAGCCCCAGAGCCUUCCCCGCCCGACCCUGCUUUGCAUACUCCCUCUCCUCUACAGCACCUCAGAGUUAGCAUAAGGAGUGUGAGAGCUUCUCUGGUCAGCGCGGAGAGGGUUUCCUGGCAGAUGUAGGUUUGAGGGGACUAGAGGCCAGGUCUUUAGGGUGAUGAGACUCGCUUUCUCAGCUGAUGACUCUCCAGGGGCCUGGAUUCACACCAGGAACAGUGGCCCUGUCUCCUCAAGAUGCCACCGGCAAGAGAGACAGUACAUCAACACCUUAUCCCUCCUACUCCCCACGCGAGAAUAAAUGUUAGGGUUGUUACUCCAACAAAUUCGUGCUUUCCUUUUGUUCCCAAAGAGCCACAGGAAGGGCCCAAGAGCUUUGGGGACCCAGGGUCCUUUGCUCCUGUGUGAUUCCGUUUUCCUAGCUCAUGAAGGCAGCUGACCGCUCUGGUCCGGGUGCUCUGGUACCCGAGACAGGCUCCUCCCCCUGUGGCUGCGCCCAGCCCAGAGGGCUGCAAAAGCAAGACCCACAGCCACCUGACUUGUGCCAUCCACAGCUCAGUGGCACAGGGGUGGUCCCGGGCAUGGCAGGGGUCCUUCCAGGUCUUUCUCUCUGCAACAUUCUGCACGGGAAGUGUCCUUCCUUGGGGGUUCAGGGAAGGAGGCCCUCUUCAAAGAACCUAUGGCACCAAAAACCAUAACAUUCUAAGACUCAAAUAACGUUCCCAGAGUGUCCUUGCGUGGGUGGGAAGCCUGACAUGGGUGACAGCAGACGGGGAGGGACAGGCAAACAGGGCCAGGUGAGGGGGCUCGCUCAGGGAGCAGGAUUCACGUGCAACUUUGGAGAGCCCAAACUGCCCCUACGGUUGGCAUUCCUCACAGGUUUUAGGUCUUUCUUCUCCCACUUUCCCAUAGUCCUUACCUGUCACGGGAGCCUCAUCUCAAAGGUCUGUGCUUCUGUCCAUACGUGGAUUCUGGGAUGGCCCCAGCCCACAGAGUCUAUGCACUGCCUUCUUAGCACCUCCGCCUGGGAGGGUGUUUGGCUCCCACCAUGUUUCUUACUGCUUCAAAACUCCCAGAGCCAGAAAUGCCUUCCUUUGCAGCCCCCAGGCCCAGGGUAGUGGAAACUGAUGAGAAAUAUACGUGUACAUGCCAGUCUCAGAUGCUGCUCCUAGUGCCAUUCUGGCCCAGCACAGAGGCCAGGGCGUUGGCUCCUGAACAUGCUAGGUUAAUUUUUUAUUUAUUGAUUUUUAGAGAGGGGGGCAGGGAGAAAGAUCACACGUGAGAGAGACAUCAAUAUGUUGUUCCACUUAUUUAUGCCUUCUUUGGUCCAUUCCUGUACAUGCCCUGACCGGGGAUCGAACCUGCAACCUUUGGCUUAUUGGGAUGAGGCUUUAACCAAUCUCCCAAGGUUCCAAGAUCAGAUGUAAAAUGCCUUGGGGUGCUAGAAUAAGAAAGAAGAUGACUUACAAGGAUUUGUUCAUUAAUUUGUCCUGGUCUUCCCCAGGAAGUGGGUGGGAAAUCCUCCUCAUCCUCACCACAGCCUUCCUUGGCCCCUGCCCACCCCCACCCCUCACAGCUUUCAUAAUAGGGUGAAGGCACUCAUUCUUUCCAGACAUCUGAGGUUCUGACUCAGAACAACCGGAGCACAGGGGAGGAAGCUGUUGUCCCUCGGAGCAGAGUGAGUGUGCCUUGAACUUCAGGCAGCCCCAGAGUAAGCGUGUGGACUGUCGUAGAAGACGAGCAGAGAGUCUCAACAGGGGCCGAGCAAUCAAAGCUCAGACAUCCAGUGCCCCCUACCCCAGCCCCGCCAGCUCCCUUGGAUGCACAAAUACAGCAAGGACCACCGAAGGGACAAGAGGGCCUUGGCGAAGGAGAAGAACAGAAAGGGGGGAUUGGUAGCAUCUGGGGCUUCUGGAAUGUUGAGGCAUUGGGAAGGAGCCCAGACUGAGCUGUGUGCACCCCUCCUGGCCUCCAGCACCUUUCAUUUCUUGCACAGGAGUGAGGGUGCAAACAAGCUGUGGAGGGAGGUGUUA